This is a messenger RNA of Doryrhamphus excisus (bluestripe pipefish), 9191 nucleotides long. RefSeq names its product Janus kinase 2a (gene jak2a). Lineage: Eukaryota; Metazoa; Chordata; Actinopteri; Syngnathiformes; Syngnathidae. Gene Ontology annotation, cellular component: cytoskeleton; cytosol; membrane. Gene Ontology annotation, biological process: cytokine-mediated signaling pathway; cell differentiation; protein phosphorylation. The record is from RefSeq and is a predicted model, not a curated record. Gene Ontology annotation, molecular function: non-membrane spanning protein tyrosine kinase activity; growth hormone receptor binding; ATP binding.
AAAAUAAAAUAAAAUAAAAUAAAAUAAAAUAAAAUAAAAUAAAAUAAAAUAAAAUAAAAUAAAAUAAAAUAAAAUAAAAUAAAAUAAAAUAAAAUCCUUACAGGUGAGCGAGGGUGUGUCGGUUGCGAACGAAUUGUCCCUUUGGAGCCGGGAUUUCCAUCACUACGCCUGUUUGUUUGUUUGUUUGUUUUUUUUUAAAUAAAAGCCGGAAUACCGGAAAGUCUUAAAAGAGGAUACGGACACAAGUGUCUAAUAUGGAGUUUGGUUGCUCCUGUCAGCCUGUCAGGACGUUUUAAACACCCUGCUGUCACUCAAACCGCCAUCAGGGGAAGCCCUCGGGUUCAUGUGACGUCAUCAUCCCGGAAGUGUUGUGCGAUACCACUGAGUUCAUUUCUGAUACCAAUCCGAUACCAUGUACAAAUAUGUCUGGUGAACGUUAAAAAGUUGAGUAUAAUACAUCAAUAUUACAUAAAUUCCCAAUUUAAUCAGUUAUAUAAGUUAUAAAUGCUAUGUUUUUAACCCCUGAAGUACAUUGAGGUAUCAAGGGGAUUUGCAAUAUAUCCAAGCUAACACACAAUGACAGAAAAACAGGACAAAAUCAUAUAAAAUAUGUGAAAGUGAUAAUUGAAACAAUGAAAAAAGUCAAAUAAUGAAACCAUUAAAAUAUACAAUUAAUUAUGAAGAACUACUACAAGAAUGACAACUAUUCACAAUUAUCCCAAGUAACAGAACCGGUAUCGGAAGUAUCGAUAUUUCAGUAUCGAUCCGCACAUCACUUCAGCGAGGAUGUCACUCCUCAGUCACACGCUCAGUCUUAAGGGGAUAAAGUCAGAGAGGAGCGCGUCUGACAACUCUUGCUUUCUUUAAACUUCCUGACACUUUCCGGGGGACAAAUAUGUGACCGGAAGUGAUACUUUGACGGCUUUUAAAGGGAAGAAACAAACAGACGUGUGCUGCUGUUAGCAUCGUCCAAAGCUUAGCUAGCUAACACUCACCCGGCUGCCGUGUGGACGACAGACGGAGUGGAUGUCAGACGUAGCACAUGGCCUGUAUCCUGCUGACAAACAUGAAUCCGUCCACUUCCUGUCCCGCUCCGCAUCUCGCCAACGGACUCCCCCCGGAACAGCUCCUCGCAACCUCCAGACCCGACCCCAAGCAGGACGACGCAUGCCUGAGCGUCCAUCUGUACCACGCGGCAGGAGAGGAGCGCGUCCUCGCCUACCCGCCUGGCGAGUACGUGGCGGAAGAGCUCUGCAUCCUUGCGGCCAAAGCGUGUGGUAUCGCUCCCUUGUACUUCAACCUGUUCGGCCUGAUGAGGGAAAGCGACGGGGUGUGGUUCCCUCUCAAUCACGUCUUUAAACUGCACCCUCCAUCCAGCGACACCCUGCACUUCAGGAUCAGGUACUACUUUCCUGGCUGGUACAACAGCGGCAGUUCGUCAUACGCCCACCGCUGUGGUCUUUCCAAGGGCCUGGACAGCCCUGUUAUGGACGACUGCGUCAUGACCUACCAGUUUUUCCAGUGGCGAAGUGACUUCCUGGGCGGCAGGGUCGUGAUCCCAAUGGGCCACGAGGCCCAGGAAGAGUGUCUGGGCAUGGCGGUGCUGGACAUGAUGCGUCUCGCCAAAGAGAGCGGCCGAUCACCAGUCACCAUCUACAACGAUACCAGCUACAAGUCCUUCCUGCCGAGCUGCAUGCGGCGCCGCAUCCAACAGUACAACAUCCUGACCCGCAAGCGCAUCCGCUUCCGCUUCAAAAAGUUCAUCCAGCAGUUCAGCGAGUGCAAGGCCACGGUGUGCAAGCUCCGCCUCAAGUACCUGAUGAGCCUGGAGAUGCUGCUGCCGUCGCUCCACUCCGAGCGCUUCCACGUCAGCGACCUGUCGGGGCACGACGUCACCAUGGUGGUCACGGGCACCAAGGGCAUCCAGUGGUCCAAAGGGAAGGGGGAGCGAGUGGAGGAGGUGAGGAGGGGGGGGGGGGCCCGUGUGAGCUGCAGCAGAUGGUUAUUGACGAUCGUUCAUUUCUUCCAUGUUGCUUUCCAGACGCUGCAGACGUACUGCGACUUCCCAGAAAUCAUCGACAUCAGCAUCAAACAAGCCAACACGGAAGGCUCGGCGGAGAGUCGAAUAGUCACCCUGACCAGACAAGACAACCAGAUCCUGGAACUGGAGUUCCAGUCUCUCCCAACGGCCUUGUCCUUUAUAUCGUUAGUGGACGGCUAUUACCGACUGGUUGCGGACGCACAUCAUUACCUGUGCAAGGAGGUGGCUCCGCCCAGGCUUGUGGAGUGCAUCCAGAGCCACUGUCACGGCCCCGUGUCGAUGGAGUUCAGCAUUAGCACGCUGCGUCGCUGCGGCAACCGGCAGGGCCUGUACAUGCUGCGUCGCAGCCCCAGAGACUACCACAAAUUCUUUAUGUCCUUUGUGGUGGGGCACGAAGCCGUGGUGGACUACAAGCACUGCCAGAUCAUGAAGACUGAGACCGGGGAGUACGUCCUCAACGGCGCCAAGAGAAGCUUUGGCUCGCUGAGGGAACUUCUCAAUUUCUACCAGAAGGAGGCGCUGCGCACUGACGGCUACACGUUCCAGCUGACCAAAUGUUGUCCCCCCAGCUCCAAACACAAAUCCAACCUGUUAGUGUGUCGAAAUGACCAAAGUCCUGAGGUGCUCCUAUCUCCGUCUCUCCACAAAAACAUCAGCCAGAUGGUUUUCCACAAGAUACGGAAGGAGGACCUCAUCAUCAACGAGAGCCUUGGCCGGGGGACCUUCACCAAGAUCUUCUCCAGCAUCAGGAAGGAGCUGGGAGACUACGGAGAGAUUCAUCAGAUCCAUGUGGUCGUCAAGAUCCUGGACAAGGCCCAUCGGAACUACUCCGAGUCGUUCUUCGAAGCCGCAAGCAUGAUGAGCCAGCUUUCCCACAAGCACUUGCUCCUCAACUACGGCAUUUGUGUUUGCGGAGACGAGAACAUUACGGUUCAGGAGUAUGGAAAGUUCGGGUCUCUGGACACGUACUUGAAGAAGAACCGAAGCAGCAUCAACAUCGUAUGGAAGCUGGAGGUGGCCAAGCAGCUGGCUUGGGCCAUGCAUUACCUGGAAGACAAGAACGUUGUCCACGGUAACGUGUGCGCCAAGAAUGUCCUGGUGAUCCGAAAGGAGGACCACAAGACGGGCAGCCUACCCUUCGUCAAGCUCAGCGACCCCGGCAUCGGCAUCGGCGUGCUUCCCAAAGAAGUUCUGUUGGAGCGGAUCCCGUGGGUGUCGCCCGAAUGCAUCCAGAACCCCCACAAUCUGGGUUUAGCCACAGAUAAGUGGAGCUUCGGCACCACCCUCUGGGAGAUCUGCAGCGGCGGAGACAAGCCCCUCGGCGCCCUCGACUGCUGCAAGAAGCUGCUGUUCUACCAGGACAGGCACCAGCUGCCGGCACCUAAAUGGGCGGAGCUGGCCAACCUGAUCGCCAGCUGCAUGGACUACGAGGCGUCACACCGUCCGUCUUUCCGAGCCGUCAUCCGAGACCUCAACAGUCUGUUCACGCCAGACUACGAGCUGCUGGUGGAGAGCGACAUGCUGCCCCCGCGGACGCGAGGCUUCGGCCUUCCCUGGGCCUCCGACAGCCAGGAGCCGGCGCAGUUCGAGGAGCGACACCUCAUCUUUCUCAAGCAGCUGGGCAAAGGCAACUUCGGCAGCGUGGAGAUGUGCCGCUACGACCCCUUGCAGGACAGCACGGGCGAGGUGGUGGCGGUCAAGAAGCUGCAGCACAGCACGGCCGAGCACAUGAGGGACUUUGAACGUGAGAUCGAGAUCCUCAAGUCUCUCCAUCACGACAACAUCGUCAAGUACAAAGGAGUGUGCUACAGUGCGGGACGGAGGAACCUGCGCUUGAUCAUGGAAUAUCUUCCCUACGGCAGCUUGAGGGACUACCUCCUGAAAAACAAGGCGUACUUUGACUCCAAGAAACUCCUGCUGUAUGCUCUCCAGAUCUGCAAGGGUAUGCACUACCUGGCCACCAAGCGCUACAUCCACAGAGACCUGGCCACCAGGAACAUCCUGGUGGAGAGUGAACUGAGGGUGAAGAUCGGCGACUUUGGUUUGACCAAGGUGCUGCCCCAGGACAAGGAGUACUACACCGUGAGGCAGCCCGGGGAGAGCCCCAUUUUUUGGUAUUCUCCAGAGUCUUUGACCGAGAGCAAGUUCUCCGUGGCCUCGGACGUGUGGAGUUUUGGAGUGGUCCUCUAUGAGCUUUUCACCUACUGUGAUAAAAGCUACAGCCCGCCUGCGGUGUUCAUGGAGCAGAUGGGCCACGAGAAGCAAGGGCAGAUGAUCGUCUAUCAUCUCAUCGACCUUCUCAAGCAAGGCUACCGCUUGCCCGUGCCGGAGAACUGCCCCCAGGAGAUACGCCACAUGAUGGCCGAGUGCUGGAGCGGCGAGCCGGGACGGAGGCCCACUUUUCAGAUGUUAAUCCACAGCGUGGAGACGGCGCGAGACAACGCGGACUAGCUUGGUGUUGUUUACGUGAGGACUGGAUACACUACACCUGAAGAGGGGUCCCUAGGGGAGUCCACAACUAGCCAAUAUUUCAUCAUAUCGUUUUAAGGAAUCAUCCAUUUUUUUUUACUAAUAUAUUUUUAUACGUGUAAAUAGGUCAAACAUUGCUCAUUGUGCGCUUUUUUGUGUUACGUAGGGACAAAAAAUAAGAAAACAAAUAUUUAAAACUCAUUAAAACCCUCCCCUUUCUAAUAAACGUCAUGUAUCACAUUUUUAGUUGGCGAUUAUUAAGUGGGGAUGAAAAACAAAACAAAUAAGUGGUUUCUUACAUAUUUAGACAAUAUUUAUUUCUCUUCAAAAUGCUGAAAGAUGACCGUGAUGCGAGUAGAAAGAAACAGGAUGUCCUCACAACCUCAACACAAGAGUCCGAUAUCGUUCUUAUUGCAUCCCUGGCUGCAGCAAAUCCCCGCUACUCCCAGAGAAAAGUGCCGCCUCCUCCUCCUACUCCUACUACUCCUUCUCCUCCUCCUGCUGCUGCCACUCGUGUGCUGGUCCUCUGCUGCCAGGACGGCUAAAACGGGAGACAAGUGAGACGUGUCCCACAGCUGCCGGCGUAAGGACAGGAGGUCCUCCAGGGAGGAGGAAGAGGACGGGGGUGCUCGCAGGGAAAGGGGGCUGCCCUUGUGGAAGGAGGUGUCCGUCGUCUUGUCUCUCCAGCGGACAGCUUCUGGAGGAUGAUGGAAAACAGGUAUUUGUGUCAUGUGACUGAAAGCAGACUGUUUAUUUACAUAGUGUUACUUCUAACUGCUUGGAUUUCACCAAAAGCUUCUAAAAUAGACUUUUAAAGGCAUGCGUUUGUGACACGUUAACCCAAAUCCCAAACAAAUAUGUUGUCUGAUUGUUUGAAUGUCAGUUAUUAUAUUCUACUAUAUUUACCAGCUCAGAUUUCACCAAAAGCUUCUAAAAUAGACUUUUCAAGGCGUGUGUUCGUGGCACGUUAACUCAAAUCCCAAACCAAAAUGUUGUCUGACUGCUUAAAUAUGUAAAUUAUUCGAUUCUACUAUAUUUACCAGCUCAGAUUUCACCGAAAGCUUCUAAAAUAGACUUUUAAAGGCGUGCGUUUGUGACACGUUAACUCAAAUCCCAAACCAAAAUGUUGUCUUACUGCUUGAAUAUGUAGGUUAUUAGAUUCUACUAUAUUUACCAGGUCAGAUUUCACCAAUAGCUUCUAAAAUACUUUUCAAGGCAUGCGUUCGUGCCAUGUUAACCCAAAUCCCAAACAAAAAUGUUGUUUGAUUGAAUAUGUCAGUUAUUAGAUUCUACUAUAUUUACCAGCUCAGAUUUCACCAAAAGCUUCUAAAAUAGACUUUUAAAGGCGUGCGUUUGUGACACGUUAACCCAAAUCCCAAACCAAAAUGUUGUCUGAUUGCUUGAAUAUGUAGGUUAUUAGAUUCUACUAUAUUUACUAGGUCAGAUUUCACCAAUAGCUUCUAAAAUAGACUUUUCAAGGCAUGCGUUCGUGCCAUGUUAACCCAAAUCCCAAACAAAAAUGUUGUCUGAUUGUUUGAAUAUGUCAGUUAUUAGAUUCUACUAUAUUUACCAGACUGGAUUUCACCAAAAGCUUCUAAAAUAUACUUAUAAAGGGCGACUUUUGUGGUGUAACUCAAAUAUUCCCGACCAAAAUGUCCAAUGGGUUGAAUACACAAGUGUAUUUCACAAAUAGCUUCAUAAAUAUAAGAUAUAAGAUUUCUCCAAAAGCUUCUGAAAUAUGCUUUCAAAAUGGCAGCUUUUUUGACAUAUUACGUGACAUAACUGAAAAUAUAAUAUAUCUGUUGGGUUGAAUAUACUUGGGUUGUAUAUUCCAAAAUAUACUUUUAAAGAGCAACUUUGGUGACAUAUUCCAUGACAUACUGAAAACCAUUCCGAGUGGGUUGAAUAUGUAGGUUAUGUUUAUACGUCACUAUUUUUUUAACCAAAAGCUUCCAAAAUAUACUUUAAAAGAGUAACUUUGGUGACAUAUUCCGUGAAAUACCAAAAAACUCCUACUGGGUUGUUGAAUAUGUAGGUUAUUUUUAUACUCUGCUAUUUUUUUUAACCAAAAGCUUCUAAAAUAUCAUUUUAAAGAGCAACUUUGGUGACAUAUUCCUGUACAUACCGAAAAACAUUCCUUGUGGGAACUUUGGUGACAUAUUCCGUGACAUACCAAAAAACUCCAAGUGGGUUAGGUUAUUUUUACACUCUGCUAUUUUUUUAACCAAAAGCUUCCAAAAUAUACUUUAAAAGAGCAACUUUGGUGACAUAUUCCAUGACAUACCAAAAAACUCCUAGUGGGUUGAAUAUGUAGGUUAUUUUUAUACUCUGCUAUUUUUUUGCCAAAAGCUUCUAAAAUAUCAUUUUAAAGAGCAACUUUGGUGACAUAUUCCUUGACAUACCAAAAAACUCCAAGUGGGUUAGGUUAUUUUUAUACUCUAUUUUUUUAACCAAAAGCUUCCAAAAUAUACUUUAAAAGAGCAACAUUGGUGACAUAUUCUGUGACAUACCAAAAAAACUCUUAGUGGGUUGAAUAUGUAGGUUAUUUUUAUACUCUGCUAUUUUUUGCCAAAAGCUUCUAAAAUAUCAUUUUAAAGAGCAACUUUGGUGGCAUAUUCCUUGACAUACCAAAAAACAUUCCGAGUGGGUUGAAUAUGUAGGUUAUUUUUAUACUCUACAAUUUUUUUAACCAAAAGCUUCCAAAAUAUCAUUUUAAAGAGCAGCUUUUGUGACAUAAUGCAAAGAUUGUGUAAAAUAUACGUGCUUUUAAAAGGGCAUCUUUUGUGACAUUACAAAAUGUCCGAAAUGUCAUUGUAUGGUAUUUUUAUAUUCCGCUCAUUUCUUUUUGGGCAGCUUGGAUUUCACCAACAGUGUCUAAAAUAUACUUUUAAAGAGCGCCACUGUCCACUGUUUCCACAGUAGAGUUCUUCUGAAGCAAACAUGAGUUUGUGUGUGAGAGCAUUAGAAUGUUAGUAUGUUAGCACAGUGCAGAGGGAACUGUCUAUGGUGCUGACUGGACUACAGAUUGGACUUUUCUCCUUAAAAAAAUCAACCAAUUUGAGCGUACUAAGAAGAGAAAUAUGUACUUACCCAUGGAGCGCCUCCAGCGUGAGCCCCCGCAGGUGAAAAUGACGGCUCUGAUGAAUUCCCUGCCGCACAGCUUGACGCCAAAGUCCCGUGCUACGAGCGCUUCAGCCCGCACGCCGUGGCCCGCGCACAGCGCCAGAGUGAGCACGCACACUGUGGCUCCACAAAGCAUUUUUGGGACCGGGCCACUCCACCGGCAGCACAAGUUGGGCUUGACUUGAUGUCAGUCUCAAGUCUGAACGGACGUCUGGGUUGCUCUGUGCUGGUGGACGUGGCGUGGACGUGAGCUCUUUAACCGUCACCCGUGAAGUCGGCAAGUCCAUCCCCUCCCUCGCACAAACACGCACGUGCGUCAUUCCCAUCGAUGACGUGAUCAGUUAUUUCGUCUCUAUUUGCACCCGCAGGUCUACCUUUCAACCAAAUGGUGACUUUCUACAAUAAUAAUCCUUCUAUAUGUCAUGGCUUGGACAUAGCAUACCAGGAAUAACUCUGCCUGGCUUUUUCUUUGGCUUUAUGACAAAAACCCUUUCAUUUUUUUACACCCUCGGUAGUAUUUCAAGUGAUUACAUUUGGACUCAGAACAGAUGAGUUCAAUGGUAAAAGGUUUUUUGUGCCAACAUUAAAGAUAUAUAUAUAGAUAUAUAUCAAAUAGAGCUGAAGCUAAAUGAUCAACAUGGACAUUGGAAGUGUUUUAUAUAGUAAAAGCUUUUAUAUACAUUUAUUACAUGGCUGAUUCCAAAUGAUAUCGUUCAUAAUGUGACUAAAAACAGUUGUAAUGUAAUUAUUCCAGAGGAUAUUUCGCCAUUUCAUGAAUGAAUGGCUAAUCUAUUCCGGGAUUUUAAUGGUUCAUUUCUUGGUUUAAUAAUCAGGAUUUAAUUUUGGCACAAAAAAAGAUGUGACUUAGCUGUUCCAUCCAUCACUUGUCUAAGAUGGAGGCCAAGCUGCUCUUAGCGCGACGGGCUUUCUCGACGCUGUCGAAGGUUGGAGUCCCAUGAGGAAGGGCCAGGCGCUCGUGUUCUGACGCCAUGAUGCUCUCGGCCUCGCCUAGAGGACGAUGGAGAGCACAGGGCUGUGUCAUGGAGACAAAGCAUGUUCUACUACAAAUCAUCAUAGUAUAGAGUACACACGUUACAUAUGUUUCUAAUACAUAUGUGGUGUCCUACUGCUAAAAUGUAAAUCAUUAUUCAAAGAUAUUUCCGAUGAAAAGAGCCCUCUGUUUUUAAGUACCUACUGCAAAAACACCUGUCAAAGAUCCUUCUAAAGCAGGGGCCUCAAACACGCGGCCCGCGGGCCAAAUGUGGCCCGCAGGACACUAGUUUGAGGCCGCCGCCUUGAUAUGAAAGUUUAAUAUUAGUGCGGCCCGCGCAAGUUUGAUAUGGAUGCUGUAUGCUAUCAUGUACCCAGAAAAAAUUAUUACGUUUGAUUAAUGUUCAUGUUAAAGGUUAAAUAACUGUUAAUAGUUAUCCUCCCUAUCCGUGUGGAAGUGGUAAGUUUUUGGCUAUUUAAGUUUAAAGGAAAUAACUUGAAGGCCACCGUUUAGGUUGCUAGCUCUCUAGUUUGCGAGUUAGCAUGUGUCUCAAGACCCUGUAGUUGC